AUGCCAUUGUUCUUAGUUAUAGAAGCUACGUUGUCAGAAAACGUCGCCAAGGUAUCAAUUGAUAACACGAGCGAAUCAAGAGCGGAGUUUACCUUCGAUUUGCAAUGUACCAGUUGCAGAGAGUUGCACGAUUCCAAAAUAAUGAUCAAUACAUUUGAAGAACAUGCAAUGCCUUCUUCAAAAGGGACUGCGUCUUUCUUAAUGAAAUGUAAAUUUUGCUCCAAAGAGUUGUCCGUUAACGUGUCCAUUUUUGAGAGUGAAUAUUUAACCGAUCAAGCUGACCACGAAUGGGCCAAGUUAAAAGACGUGAGGAAGAAACAUGCCUUAUCGAAGGUCAAAGAAAACUCAUUUCUUCCGCUUGUUUUCGACUGUAGAGGCUGUGAGCUGGUCAAAUUUUAUCCGGACAACAUAACGUUUAAAGUUUUGCUAAACUCCGGAAAAGUGAUGGCAUGCCAAUUAGAGGAUAAUGAGUGGUAUGAUUAUGAUGAUGACUCUGGAGAAGAGGUAACAAUGACUGAGUUUUCAUCGGAUUUCAUCAAAGGUAAAUGA
This is a messenger RNA of Saccharomyces kudriavzevii IFO 1802, 549 nucleotides long. RefSeq lists its product as uncharacterized. Lineage: Eukaryota; Fungi; Ascomycota; Saccharomycetes; Saccharomycetales; Saccharomycetaceae. The transcript has a single exon. The record is from RefSeq and is a predicted model, not a curated record. The coding region runs from base 1 to 549 and encodes 182 amino acids. Gene Ontology annotation, molecular function: zinc ion binding.